Onychostoma macrolepis is the source of this 5832-nucleotide messenger RNA. RefSeq names its product solute carrier family 4 member 4b (gene slc4a4b). The record is from RefSeq and is a predicted model, not a curated record. Gene Ontology annotation, biological process: monoatomic anion transport; regulation of intracellular pH; transmembrane transport. NCBI's taxonomy places the organism in Eukaryota, Metazoa, Chordata, Actinopteri, Cypriniformes, Cyprinidae. Gene Ontology annotation, molecular function: sodium:bicarbonate symporter activity; monoatomic anion transmembrane transporter activity; solute:inorganic anion antiporter activity. Bases 575 to 3793 code for a protein of 1072 amino acids. The transcript is spliced from 27 exons. Gene Ontology annotation, cellular component: basolateral plasma membrane; plasma membrane.
GCUUGCUACAGUCAUGUUGCACAGCAUAGAAGCAAACUUAUGCCUCACUUACGCGUAUUUAAUUGAAUGUAUAUGCUGUAUAUAUUGCAGAAAGGUUUCCUAACUGUGAACUUGAGUAUUUUUCAGAUGUGUUCAGCCUGUGCGCUCAGUGUUUCGGUGCGGAUGCAGGGAUUCACUGUUGCAUCUCACAUGCUGACCUCUCGUGUCUCAUCCUCCCACUGCUGCGUCACGCCGGAGGAGGGCGAGAUCUUUAAAUAUGGAACAAGACUCAAGACGAGCGCGACGCGACGCGAGCAGGUUUACGCGCAACGUGGAGCGUUUUCCGACGGGACGGAGAGAGUUCGUGAGCCUGUUGCGUUAUGACUGCUGGAGUGACUGAAUGCAUUGUAGUUAGUAGAAGCAGCAGCGAAUUAACUCUGGCUCCAGACAAACAGAAGUGAGUCUCUGUAUCCAGACACGCUGAACUUGGAGCCAACUCGCACUUGCGCGUAUUUUGAAAGUCUUUCUGAAGCCUGGACGCACUUUAAUUCAGCGUAAGGAGAAAUAAGAGCGUCUCUGGUAGAAGACGGUCAACAUGAGCGACAAAAACAAAAUGGAGGAUGAAGCCAUAGUGGACAGAGGAGCGUCUUACAUCAAAAACGUGUGUGAUGAAGAGGUCGAGGGUCAUCACACAGUCUACAUUGGAGUUCACGUGCCCAAGAGUUACCGUCGCCGUCGACGACACAGACGACGCUCCAAUCACAAAGAGAGGAGAGAGCGUUUGACGGAAAACGUCAGCGACAAAUCCGACACAGAGACUGCAGACGAUCCGUCCUCCAGCAUCCUCAAACCUCUCAUUUCUCCGGCUGCAGAGAGGAUUCGCUUUAUUUUGGGGGAAGAUGACAGCGGUCCUCCUCCACCGCAGCUCUUCACCGAACUCGACGAGCUUCUGACCGUUGACGGUCAAGAGAUGGAGUGGAAAGAAACAGCCAGAUGGAUAAAGUUUGAGGAGAAGGUGGAGAAGGGUGGAGAGCGGUGGAGUAAACCUCAUGUAGCCACUCUGUCUCUUCACUCGCUCUUCCAGCUGAAAAACUGCAUCGAGAAAGGAACCAUCAAGCUGGACAUGGAGGCCAACUCACUUCAGCAGAUCGUCGAAAUGAUCACUGACAGUCAGAUUGAGAGCGGGCAGCUGAAGGCUGAUCUGAAGGAGAUGGUCAUGUACACUCUGCUGCGGAAACAUCGCCACCAGACCAAGAAGUCCAACCUGCGUUCGCUGGCAGACAUCGGCAAAAGCGUGUCGAGCGCGAGUCGUCUGUUCAGCAGCCAGGAGAACGGUAGUCCGACCACGGCCCAUCGUAACCUGACCUCUAACAGCCUGACUGAUCUCUCAGAUAAGCCUGAGAAAGACCAGUUGAAUAAUAAAUUCAUGAAGAAAGUUCCCCGAGAUGCAGAAGCAUCAAACGUGCUGGUCGGCGAGGUGGACUUUCUGGACGCUCCCUUCGUGGCGUUUGUGCGUCUUCAGCAGGCCCUCAUGCUAGGAGGACUCACCGAGGUUCCUGUUCCCACACGGUUCCUUUUUAUUCUGCUGGGGCCCAAAGGAAAGGCCAAGUCAUACCGUGAGAUCGGACGUUCCAUCGCCACGCUCAUGUCUGACGAGGUGUUUCAUGACAUAGCUUAUAAAGCGAAAGACCGCGGUGACCUGCUGGCAGGCAUUGAUGAGUUCCUGGAUGAAGUCAUCGUGCUUCCUCCAGGAGAAUGGGACCCUGACAUCAGGAUCGAACCUCCUAAAUCCAUCCCGUCUGCAGAUAAACGUAAAAACAAUAUUGCCGGAGGGGAGAUUCUUCAGAUGAACGGCGGUACUCCUCAUGACGGGAGUCCAGCUGGCGGCGGCGGCCACGCGGUCGGUGAUGAACUCAAAUUUACUGGCAAGUUUUGCGGCGGUCUCAUUCUGGACGUCAAGAGGAAGCUCCCGUUUUACGCAAGCGACUUUUACGACGCACUCAACAUACAGUCUCUGUCUGCCAUCUUGUUCAUUUACCUAGGAACCGUAACGAAUGCCAUCACCUUUGGAGGGCUGCUGGGAGACGCCACCGACAACAUGCAGGGUGUGUUGGAGAGUUUUGUCGGGACGGCGUUGACUGGUGCUGUGUUCUGUCUGUUUGCGGGUCAACCUCUCACUAUCCUGAGCAGCACCGGACCCGUGCUCGUCUUUGAGCGCCUGCUCUUUAACUUCAGCAAGGAUAAUGAUUUCGACUAUCUGGAGUUCCGGCUGUGGAUCGGCCUGUGGUCUGGCUUCUUGUGUCUGGUCCUGGUCGCCACAGACGCCAGUUUCCUGGUGCAGUACUUCACCCGCUUCACCGAGGAGGGGUUUUCUGCUCUCAUCAGCUUCAUCUUCAUCUAUGACGCCUUUAAGAAAAUGCUCAAACUGGCUCACCAUCAUCCAAUCAACUCAGACUUCAACAUGGACCUGGUCACGCAGUACGGAUGCCACUGCAGUCCUCCAGACGGCAACAUUUCAGCCGUGUACAUGGAGAAAAUGGAGGCUCUGAUGAACAGCACUGGACAGCAUCAUCUGAACGCGACCUGGGCGUCUUUGACUCGCUCUGAGUGUUCGGAGUGGGGCGGUCAGCUGGUGGGAUCGGCCUGUGAAUACGUCCCUGAUAUCACACUGAUGUCCUUCAUUCUGUUCUUCGGCACAUACACCUGCUCCAUGGGUCUGAAGCAGUUCAAAACCAGCCGCUUUUUCCCAACUACGGUCCGCAAACUGAUCAGUGAUUUUGCCAUUAUUCUGGCCAUUUUGAUCUUCUGUUGUGUGGACGCACUGAUCGGUGUGGAUACACCCAAACUACUAGUGCCAAGUGAAUUCAAGCCGACAAAUCCAAAUCGUGGUUGGUUUGUUGCUCCGUUUGGAGGAAACCCAUGGUGGGUUUACCUGGCCUCGUUCUUACCUGCUCUUCUGGUCACUAUCCUCAUCUUCAUGGACCAGCAGAUCACGGCGGUCAUCGUCAACCGCAAGGAGCACAAGCUGAAGAAGGGAGCCGGGUAUCACCUGGACCUGUUCUGGGUCUCCAUUCUCUUGAUCGUGUGUUCAUUCACGGGUCUGCCGUGGUACGUGGCGGCGACCGUCAUCUCCAUCGCACACAUAGACUCCAUCAAGAUGGAAACUGAGACCUCAGCACCCGGGGAACAGCCCAAAUUCCUUGGAGUUAGGGAACAGAGAGUCACAGGAACAAUGGUGUUUAUUUUGACGGGUCUGUCGGUCCUCAUGGCCCCCAUUCUGAAGUUCAUCCCUAUGCCCGUCCUGUACGGCGUGUUCCUCUACAUGGGUGUCGCUUCUCUCAAUGGUGUCCAGUUUAUGGAUCGUCUCCAGCUCUCGUUGAUGCCUGCAAAACACCAGCCAGAUCUGAUCUACCUGAGACAUGUACCGCUCAGACGGGUUCACUUGUUCACCUUCAUACAGGUGCUGUGUUUGGCUCUGCUGUGGGUGCUGAAGUCAACAGUAGCAGCCAUCAUAUUUCCUGUGAUGAUUCUUGCGUUGGUCGCGGUGAGAAAGGCCAUGGAUUAUGUGUUCUCGCAGCACGAUCUCAGUUACCUGGAUGACGUCAUGCCCGAGAAAGACAAGAAGAAGAAAGAGGACGAGAAGAAGAAGAAGAAAAAGAAAGGCAGCAUUGACAGCGACAUGAACGACUCGGAUUUUCCAGCCAAUGAGAACGUUCCCAGUAUAAAGAUCUCCAUGGAGGCCUUGGAACAGGAGCCAGUGCUGGGGGAGAAGCCCUCAGACCGAAAGCCCAUGUCCUUCCUCACUCCCUACUGAUGGAAAGCACUUUUUCCUUUCCAAGACUGUGUCAAGGAUUUAAACCCCUUUAAGAAGAUGGUGCCUCAGAUCAGAAUCGAUUUGGACCCCGAAAACAACAAAUUCUUCUGGAAAACUCCAGCCUCCGAAACGUCUCUUUAAACACUCCUGAAAACACUUUCACGCAUACACCUUUAUGUCCAGAUGAUGGUUUGGUCAAUCAGCUAAACAAAAAACUUUGCUUGAAUGUUUCUUUUUAAAAUCCAAAAAAGACACAUGUCAUUUCAACACUACAACCUAUAGCUGCACAAACACAAACUCUUUAGUUUUUUUUUUUUUUUAUUGAAUUUUGUUUUAGCUCUUCAGUAUAUCCUCCUGAUGUUUUGGUAGCAUUACUGUUGGAAAGUUGAAAAGAGUAUUUUUGGUAUCGAUUUAUUUUUAGGUUCUGGGUCCAGACUGAUUUUUUUCCAAUCAUUUUUAAACUUUAAUAACCGUAUUUUAUUAAAGAGAAAGCAUAUCAGAAUGAUGUCAUAAUCAGUCUUAAUAAUGUAGAAAAAAAUUAUGUAUGAAACGAAACAAAUUUGAGGUUUGAGUUUUCUUUUGGCCAAAUAACUGCACUUCAUUCAAAUGAGCACAUUAGAUCAAAUUAACUAAAAAUAUCAAUGAACAAAUUAAAUUUUCUAUGGAAGCCUGAAUAAGAAUGAAUUAUUUCACAACUCCUUCUUUUUUUUUUCUCUUUUUUUUUUAUAGCUCACAAUUCCGACUUUUAUUCUCAGAAAUGUAAAAAUCUGAAAAUUCUGAGAAAAAAAGUCAGAAUUGAGAUUUUAACAGAAUUGCAAGAACAAAGUCAGAAUUGUGAGAUAAAAGGCCGCAAUACAUUUUUUUUAAACAAGCUUCCAUAGUUUUCUUUGAUACUUUUAGUAUGUUUUUUUCAUCCGAAAACUCAAACCUUUAGUCUUUUAGAAGUGUAUUUAAGUGUAUAUUAUUACUAAACCACAAUGGUGGCCGUAUUUAUCCCAAUAAGGGAAACUGCCGUUUUAAAGACAAAAAUCUUUCCUGUUCUUAACAAGACACUUAAAGUGGGAAACACUCGAUAUGAAUACCAUUUUCUAGUUCUACCUCUUAUAAUGGACUGUAGGUGCCAGGCACUCUGUGUUUGAGUGAAGCAUUUCUCUAUGCAGUAUGUAACGGAUGUCAACGGCGAUCUUAAAGUCACGUGACGCGAAGAAGAGCGGGAACCGCGCUGGAUGCCUCUUGACUAAAUUCCCUCUGCCCUUUUGUGAACUCUAGAUCUGUUUAUUCGUUGUAAAUGACAAUCCAUAACAGGGCGGAUACUUUCAAUGUGAUUGCGUUCAAUGUAUUUACUAUGAAGCAGAUGAUUUAUGGUGAUUUUAUGAUUGGAUAUUUUUAUUGUACUUUUUUUAAAAAGAAGUAAUGCUGUAGAUAGCGACGUCUUUUAUACUGAGAUGAAACGUUGAGAGGUGUAAGGACUCAAUAAAUGAGAUUUAAUGUGGAACAGCUGCACCAAGUGACAGCAAUACGCAGAUUUCCUUGUUUUUGUGUGUGUGGGAACUUAAAUACUGCCAUUAAGACAGAUAAUUUUCUCUUAUGUUUGGCACAAGGAUAUUUCAAUCGUUAAAUCUGGUGUAGAAUAUUUUUUAAACAUCACAUUAACACCACAGUCGUUAAAACUUGAAUUUAGAGGCACAAGUCAGUGUUUGUACAUAGAUGUGUUUAUCAUCAUCAUUCUCUGAUCAAUAAUGUCUUCCAUUUCUUUUGAUUGUAUUGCAUUGCCUGUGCAUUUUCAAGGACUGUUUUAGCCAGAUGCAUAUGUAGUGUGAAAUGGUGUUUCCAUAAAUCAUUUCUAUUAGAUGCUGUUUUUUAAAAACCUAAUAUUGAGAUGUAUUUAUUGUCCUUAAUUCUCUUCUGGAAGCUGUCUUACUCUCUGAUUAUGACGCUACAGGCAAUAAUGAGAUUAACAGUUGAUCGCUGUUCUGUAAAAGGGAAUCACCCUGUAGCACUGUGAGGCGAUGGGCAAAUUAAAGCAAUUAUUAAACCUC